Trichechus manatus latirostris (Florida manatee) is the source of this 6065-nucleotide messenger RNA. It is a transcript of the gene DRAM2, whose product is annotated as DNA damage regulated autophagy modulator 2. Lineage: Eukaryota; Metazoa; Chordata; Mammalia; Sirenia; Trichechidae. The transcript is spliced from 11 exons. The record is from RefSeq and is a predicted model, not a curated record. Bases 2666 to 3466 code for a protein of 266 amino acids. Gene Ontology annotation, cellular component: lysosome. Gene Ontology annotation, biological process: photoreceptor cell maintenance; regulation of autophagy.
CACGGCUGCUCGGGAGCGCGCUCCAGGGCUCCGCCCCUUCUCCAUCCUGCUGGCCGGCUCCGGGGUCCGCUGCCGGCACUGGCUGGGUCAUCCAGGCAAGCAGUGACCACUGAAAGGAGACAGCAAAAGGAAUUCAUCUUAUUACCAGUGGGAUUUAAACAUUUGUGAAAUUUAAAAUUGGCUUACAGAAGGUGCAGGUUUGGGCAGAUCUGAAGACUGAUGUUUUAUAAACUCAUAGAACAGGAGAAACUGGCUCAUAGAAGUUCUGAAACCUGCCCAAGGUCACACAACUUUAUACAAAAGUUUUUGAGCAGAGAAAUGCUUUAGAAAUGUUAAUUUGGCAAUGCAUAUAGGAUGGAUACAGGGGAAGAAAAAGCAGUUAGGCCGAAAGAACUGAAAAUCUGAAUUGAGUGAUUACAGUGGGAACUGGAAGAGAUGGUUGCAAAUGACUUACAGAGGUAGAAUUACUAUCCCUUAGUGACAUCAUGUGAAGACUUUGGAAUAGAGAACCUAAGGUUACUCUAGAUAAGCUGGAAAAAUGGUAAUGCCGAUUACUGAUAUAGAACAAGCAUGAACUGUUUUGGAAAUUAAGAGGAUUUGUUUUUGACUGUUCUUUCAGGAAAGAUUUAUUGAGUGAUUACUAUGAGCAAGACUCUCUGCUAGACUUGUGUGGAGAAAUGGAGUCCCUCAUCAAGGAUCUUAUCUACUUAAGGCACUCUCCUAAAUUUUUAUGCAGUAGGGGAUAAUGAGCUAUAAGAGAUGUGCAAAUCAAAUAUUCUCAGAGAAUGGGAUGCUUAUUUACAGAUACAAAGGGAUCAGGAAAGGUUGUGUGCAGAAGAUGACAUUUGAGCUCAGUGUUGAUGAGUAGGGUAACCUCGGUGGUGCAGUGGUUAAGAGCUAUGGCUGCUAACUAAAAAGGUUGGCAGUUCGAAUCCACCAGCUGCUCCUUAGAAACCCUAUUGGGCAGUUCUCCUCUGUCCUAGAGGGUCUCUAUUUUGGUUUGAUGACUAGGAAGAAUUUGGACCUGCAAAAACAAAGCGGAGGGUGGGGGACCAUAUUUCUAGCAAAUGGGUGGACAAAAUGUUUUGAAAAUCUGUUUUACCAAAACACUUAAAUGCUGAAAAAAGUAUAUUGUCACUUAAAUGCUGAAUAAGGUAUAUUAGCCUUUUAAAUGCGUAGCUUAUCAUGUGAGAAAGAAAGGGAAAUUCCUAGGACUCAAAAGUCAGAAUGAAAGCUAAACCAGAGUGGUAAGCUGGCAUCGAGGCUCCUUUUGGGGCAUUUGGCUGAUAGAAAUAAAGCACCUGAGAUAGAUAGACUUCAGGCCGCUGAACCUCCCAGGUGCACAGCUCCAGGCUGCGCGAUUCACAUGGUCAUCUGUGUUAAAGUACCUGUGUUUCAGAGGUGGCAUUUUCAUAAAAUACAAAUAUUUCUGCUUAAAAUUAUACAACUCAUGGCCUAGGAGAACCACCUUCUUCAAAUUCAGCCAGGACCCUCAAAAGUCUACACACAGUGAAAGGAGCUGGAAAUAUAAUCGUGAACAAAACAAUUGGUUCCUGCUCUCACAGAACUUAAAAUUUAGUGAGGAAGAGAAAACCAAACAAGCAAGUAAUAGUUAAGUGGGAUGUCUCAGUUGGGCAAGUAAAUGGAGUUAGUGGAAACAAAGGGACACUCAGCUGAAGCUAGAAGAAUUGGGACCUAAAAGAUGUAUACGAGUUAACUGGUGGAGAAGGAGUGAUAGCAUUGUGCUGUAUCAUCCAGACAGAAAUGACAAUGUAUGGACAUAUUAAGAUGUGCAAGAGAGAGUGACCCAUUUGAAGAUCUGAAAGAAAUUUGUUCUGGCAGUAUAGCGUAGUGAUUUGGGGUUAGACAGCCGGGAUUUGAAUCCUUUCUCUACCUUUUUCUAGCCCUGUGACCUUGGGCAAUUCUCUUAACCUCUUUAUGAUUCUUUCAAAUUGUAUGCUUGUAAUUAUAAAUGAAGUGUUUAAGAUGCUUAAUUGUUGACACAUUGUAAACACUAAGUGUUUGCAUUUAUAAUGAUAAAAUGGCUAGAGCAAGGAAUUGGGAGCAAACAAGGAGUGGCCAAAGAUGAAUAUAGAAAGAUAAGUAGAGACCAGAUGAUGCCAGGAUUUUGUAGACCAUAUUAAGGAGGAAAAAUUAUUUGUAUGGGCCCAGGUAAGCCAUGGAAGGAUUCUUCAUAGGAGAGUAAUGUGGUCAGGUUGGUGUUUUAGAAGCAUCACUCUGGUUUUAGACUGGAGUCUAGACUGGUUGUGGUCAAGACUGCAGAAGGACCAAGGACCAUUUAGGAGAUUAUUAAAUCUGGCCAAGAGAUGAUAGUAGUUUAGAUAGGUUAGUGGCAGUGAUGAUAGAAGGGAUAGAUAGAAAAGAAAUUCAGAAGGUAGAACAAACAGUAUUUGGUGCUUGGCUGUGUGUGGGAAGAGAGGGAGAGAGAAGGUUCAGACUAUGGCAAGUGGGUGAAUCUUGAUUUUGUUUACUGAGAAAGGGGAGGAGAGCAGGGUUAGGGGAUGGUGUAGGGGAUGAUAUCAGAAGUGGAACAGUUCAGCUGGUUAACUGCCAAGAUUGUGGAAGUGGAUGGUUAAAGUGGAAUAGAGGAAACCCUUGUGAAUUAUCUUUUCUAGAUUUUUCUGCUUCAGAAGACCUGUUUGAGAUGUGGUGGUUUCAGCAAGGCCUCAGUUUCCUCCCUUCAGCCCUUGUAAUUUGGACCGCCGCUGCUUUCAUCUUUUCAUACAUUACUGCGAUAACACUCCAUCAUGUCGACCCUGUUUUGCCUUAUAUCAGUGACACUGGUACAGUAGCUCCAGAGAAAUGCUUGUUUGGGGCAAUGUUAAAUGUCACUGCAGUUUUAUGCGUUGCUACCAUUUAUGUUCGUUAUAAGCAAGUCCAUGCUCUGAAUCCUGAAGAGAAUCGUAUCAUCAGAUUAAACAAAGCUGGCCUUGUACUUGGAUUACUGAGUUGCUUAGGACUUUCUAUUGUGGCAAACUUCCAGAAAACAACCCUUUUUCUUGCACAUGUAAGUGGAGCUGUGCUGACAUUUGGUCUGGGCUCAUUAUAUAUGUUUGUUCAGACUAUCCUUUCCUACCAAAUGCAGCCCAGAAUUCAUGGCAAGCAAGUCUUCUGGAUCAGACUGCUGAUGGUUAUCUGGUGUGCAGUAAGUGCAUUUAGCAUGCUGACUUGCUCAUCCCUUUUGUACAAUGGCAGUUUUGGCACUGAUAUAGUACAGAAACUCCACUGGAACCCUGAGGACAAAGGUUAUGUGCUUCACAUGAUAACCACUGCAGCAGAAUGGUCCAUGUCAUUUUCCUUUGUUUGCUUUUUUCUGACUUAUAUUCGUGAUUUUCAGAAAAUUUCCUUACGGGUGGAAGCCAAUUUACAAGGAUUAACUCUCUAUGACACUGCUCCUUGCCCAGUUAACAAUGAACGAACACGACUACUUUCCAGAGACUUAUGAUGAAAGGAUAAAAUCUUUCUGUGAUGAUUAUGAUUCUCAGGGAUUGGAGAAACAUUCACAAAUGCCAGUUAUUCUGCUCUGCAAUUUUCCACCAAUUAAUCAAGACUGACACUGACAUUUAUGAAUACCGAUAAUCAAGAGACAUAAAGUAAGCCAUUUGAUAAGUUAUUUUAAAGGAUAUCAUCAAGAGGACGAUUUAAAACAUUUAUGCCUAUACUUUUUUUAUCCCAGAAAAUAAAACCAAAGGACUACAACUUGUAGUUUUUCUACUUUAUUUAAGAGAAACAUCCAGAAGUACACCAAGCAGGCUGCAAAACCCAGCAUUUCAUAUUCUGUAAAUCAUUGCAAAGCAUGUUAUGUUUGGAGCGUUUUUCUAGGACUUCAAGUAAUCAGCAUGGGCAACUCCUUUAGAAUUGGGUUUUGAAGCAACAGUUCUGUCAUUAAUUUUAUGUCUUUAUCAGCGCAGUCUAUAACUCUGGAUUUGAAAACUUUAGUAUAAAAAUAGUGAAGGUGAUAUUUCUAGGUUCUUUGCUUUCCCAAAAGUCAUAAAAUACAUUUUUUAUAGUCUUUUUUAUAUUUUUGUUCUGGAAUUCACCUAUAAAGGGAAGCAGACCUGAAUUCAUGUGAGCUCAUUCUUUACGUAAGCUUUGCACAAGAGACUCUAACUGGUCUGUCACACAUACUUGCAAUAGAUUCAUGAAACAGUCUCUGGUAUAAGAUUUUAAUCAUCAAUAAAAGAGAUGUAGCUAUAGGUAAAAGAUUUAUUCCAGUCAUGGGUUACAUGAAACAAGGAUUAGUAUUCAUAAACAAGACUGAGAAGUUUGUGAAUAACAGCGAAUAGAGCUAUAUCAAGCAAAAGUCACCUCAAACUGCAGUCAAGUGCUUCUUAGAUAUUCAUUCACUGCCAGUUAUAGUUUCUUGUAAAGGUAGUCUUAAACAGGCAAAUUUUGAGCUUUUUUAAGGGAAUUGAUUUUUGUAGGCUCUAAAUUCUAAAGAACAAUCUUAGCAGUUGAGAAAAAUUAGGUUCAAAAUAAUUAUGAUGCAUUCAUCUACCAAAACAGUAUUCUCUGGUCAUGGAAGUGGCUGGAUGGCUUUUACUUAGAUCCUUACUGUGCAAGCAAAGAAUUCUUUACGGAUCCCUGAUGAAAUUCAAAAGAAGAAAAUGCUUGUGUAGAAGGUGUGUACUGACACACUGGUUUGCAAAAGAAUCUUUCAAAAAGAUUAACAGGGUUCAUCUUUUUAGAAGAGAUGGGUCUGUGAUGAAAAGAAAAGGUGAUGAGAACAAGUUUAAAGUGUAAGAGGGAACAAUUUAAGGGAAAAUGCUUAAAUAAUGGAAUCUGAGUUCUCAAUUAUGAAUAAAUUAUUGGAUAUAGGACUUAGUAAUAUUUCUGAAGACAUUCUAGACUAAUAAGACAGAAAACAGAAUAAAAUAAAUACUGUUUACUUACAUCAGACGACAGUGAACAUGGGAGACAUUUCACUAAACAGUGAUAGAUUGGUUGCAUCACUAAAAAAAAAAAAAAAAAAAUCAGGAACAAACCAUAAAACAUCAUGUCCCCAAAAAUCAUGGUGCAGCCACACCUGUGAAACAGCAUCUAGUCCUGAUUGCUGUAUAUCAAGAAAGCUGUCAUUGAAGCUGCGAAGGACCACUGUAUGGUGGGGAGAUGAAAUAUUCUUCAGCCUGUAAAAACUGAUGGCUGAGAGGAAAAUACAACCAAAGUACAUAAUUUUGUAAGUUACAUGUGAGAAAGGAGGUACAGGGAUGAACAUGGACUUGUUUGUCCUUUCCUAGAAUAUUAGGCUUAGAGAUACAUACUAACACAGUGAAGAAAUUGUUAAGACAAAAAAACACUACUUUGAUAGUAUUUGAAUUCCUUUAGUUAACUUCUACCCUCAGAAAUAACAUAGACUGAAAAUAUUCAUAGGUUCAAGAAGGGAUAAGAUACCAGUAAAAACCAGUUGCUGUCGAGUCAACUCGUGACCACGUGUAGAGUAGAACUGCGCUCUACUCCAGCUGAUAGUCUGGAAGUAGAUCAACAGGUCUUUCUUCCAAGGUACCUCUGGGUGGACUCGAACCUCCACACUUUCCAUUAGCAGCUGAUCAUGUUAACCAUUUGCACCACCCAGGGACUCCAAGAGGUAAGAUAACUAUUCAUAAUAAGUAAAGAGAAAUUUGGAAUGUGUGUUCAUCCAUCAGCUAAGGCUAAGAUAGUGGAAGACAACCAUACCCCUCCCCCAAAUUGUGCCUCGCUUCCAGCAUCAGUUACAAAAUCUUAAGUGGACUGGUAAGGCAUUUCUAAUUCAAUCAGCGUUUUUGUGUUGAAUGUUUACCUUUCAGAAUAAGAAGUCUUAAGCUAACAAAAUUGUCAGAUAGUGCUAGUUGAUAAUGAAAAACUCAUUUUCUUUUUGUCCUGGGUACACAGGAAGAAACUCUGUUUUUAUCCAUUCCAGUUACUAAGAUUAUAUUGUAGCUUCUUUGAAUGGUAUCUCAUGUUGUAAAUGUUCAAUAAAUUAUGAGAAAGACACUUUUAUCUUUUCUGUAGUACACAGUACGGACUCAGUGCAAAAUGAAAGUUGAAUAAAUAUUGGCUUAUUACUG